This is a messenger RNA of Mesorhabditis spiculigera, 540 nucleotides long. The record is from the annotation of a GenBank genome assembly. Lineage: Eukaryota; Metazoa; Nematoda; Chromadorea; Rhabditida; Rhabditidae.
AUGUCGACGUUCCGGUUGAGGCCCGAUCCGUUAGAUGGAAGUAAUACGCAGAACGUCCUAAUCUCGCUCUUCAAGGAGGUCAAGAACGCGGCACACCUACUCGAAAUCGCCAAAAGUGGACAAAUGUUUGCAGCAGCCAUACGCGCUUCGAUGAUUCCCGAUCAAUUCGUCCUUCUGACAGCUAUCAAUCAGGCUCUGUACAACGAGAAGCACCAAUGUAUGAAGACAAAGACGUUAUAUGCGGAAACACUGUAUUGCCUUGCGCCCACGAAAAGUAUCUCCCAUUGCCUGCAGACGUUCGGGUUGCAAGAAUCGACCAGCGCCGUUGUAUUCGUCUUUUUUGGGGAGGAAGGUUCGGCAGCUCAUAAGGAGAUCUCGUCACAAGUAGAUGGUGAAGAAGUGCCCCUGGAACAAUUGGACGAGCACUUUGACCUACAGGCCGUGCAAACCGUCUACGAUUUAAAAAAUCUGAAAAAGCCAAAUCUAGUUGAAACAGUGCUGACAAAGAUGCAUACGAAGGACUUUCUUCGAUCUUGUUGU